CGGACAUGCCAGGGUUAGGAAAAUCAAGUUGUGCACUAGCUAGUCAAGGCGGGCGUCGCCAUUUGGAGGCACCAGUCAUUCAUGCUAAAGCUGUCGGGUCGUAUGUCGGUUUGGUUCCCGCUGAUUCGAGAAACGAAAAGGAUAGCUUCGAUAUUGAAUCACUGUUCAAGAGAAGCAAAGAGAUAAAGAAAACUGCAGACGCGGGCCCAAUACAACACGCCGCCGCGUUUUCUGACAGGCCACAGCGGGUGCAAAAGAAAACUAUCGGCGCUAGGGGUCACACAAGGAAACGUCGGAAGGAUGCCGAUGAACUGGUUCCCGUGGAUAAACCGAGGCGUUUCGAAGACGGGCUCCCAGUGUACAAAUCUUACGAAGGUUUCAGCGAUAUUGCUUGCGGUCAAGUGCCUCCCGACGACAGAAAAGGAGGGAAGUGUCCGUUUGAUUGUUGGUGUUGCUUUUGA
Micromonas commoda is the source of this 461-nucleotide messenger RNA. RefSeq lists its product as hypothetical. The record is from RefSeq and is a predicted model, not a curated record. The transcript has a single exon. Bases 6 to 461 code for a protein of 151 amino acids. Lineage: Eukaryota; Viridiplantae; Chlorophyta; Mamiellophyceae; Mamiellales; Mamiellaceae.